AUGCGACGAAAUAUUAGAAAUUUUGCAAGAUUAGAAACUGCAGGGUUGAAAUUGAACGCAAGAAAAUGUGAGUUUGUCCAACAGCGGAGUGUUAUUUUAGGACAUGUCGUUAGUAAGGAAGGGGUCUCGACUGAUCCCGAUAAGGUGAAAGUCCUGGAGAAAUGGCCUACUCCAAACAACCUAUCGGACUUGCGUUCGUUCCUUGGCUGCACGGGUUACUACAGGCAAUACAUCCGGGAUUACGCCAGAAUUGCCGAACCACUUUAUAGACUUGAACGAAAGGGAACGGUUUUCAAGUGGAACGACGAUUGUCAGAAAGCAUUCAACAUUCUAAAGACAAAACGGCCCCAAUACUGUACUACCCGAGACUCGACAUUCCUUUUAUUCUUGAUACUGAUGCCUGUGAUACGGGGAUUGGAGCUGUGUUGUCGCAACGCCAUGGAGAAGACGAAAAGGUUAUUGCCUAUGCCGCCAGGUCCUUAUCAAAAGCGGAAAGGAACUAUAGUACUACUAGGAAAGAACUACUGGCCCUUGUAUGGUCGAUGGAACAUUUCGCAUCCUAUUUAAUAGGAAAACCAUUCAAAGCACGUUCUGAUCAUAAUGCACUGAGGUGGAUAAGAAAUUUUAAGCAACCUAAAGGACAAGUAGCACGAUGGAUUGAAAGAUUGUCCGUUUUUGACUUUGAAAUUGAACAUAGACCUGGACGUAGUCAUGGUAAUGCUGAUGGUGUAUCACGUAUACCUCAGGAUACUCGUGAGGUACAGAGUGGCCACGUAUGUAACGCAUCGAAUGGUAAUGACGAAACGAGCCCGUGGUGUCUGCGCUGGACAGCGAAGGAACUGAGUUUGCAUCAACACGAAGAUCCAGAGAUUUGUCGCGCGAUCGGAUGGAUGAAAGACGGUAAGCGACCACCGAAGGAGGAUAUAACACGUAUGGGUCCUCUAAUGGGCAAACUUUGGAGCAAAUUCGAUCAAUUGACGCUUGUUGAUGGACUUUUGUAUCGUAUUUUCGAGAACGAUAAUGGUAAUGACCGACAUCUUCAAAUUUGUUUACAACGAAAAUUAAUAAAAGAAGUUUUGGAGCUGACUCAUGAUAUUCCCAGCGCGGGUCACCUCGGUUCUCAGAGGUUAAAAGAAGUGAUAAAGAGAAGAUUUUAUUGGAGCGACUGGCAGUCAGAUGUCGAGAUGCAUUGCAAGAAUUGUCAGAUAUGCGCAGAACGAAAUGGACCGUCGAGAAAACGACGCGGAAUGAUGGUAUUGGAUCAACCGGGAUACCCAAUGGAACGUGUUGCUAUGGACAUCAUUGGACCACUACCUAAACCCCCUGAUGGUAAUCGAUAUAUAUUGGUGGUCGUGGACUAUUUCACGAAAUGGCCGGAGGCGUACGCGAUUCCAAAUCAAGAAGCACGUAGCAUUGCACAAAAAUUGGUGGAUGAGUGGAUUUGUAGAUAUGGAGUCAUGCAGCGACUGCAUACGGACCAGGGGAGAAAUUUCGAAAGCGCGGUCUUCAAAGAGAUAAUCGAUAUUCUUGGGAUAAAGAAAACCCGAACAACACCAUACCACCCUCAAAGUGAUGGCCUUGUUGAACGAAUGAACCGGACUCUGAAAGAUAUUCUUUCAAAGUUGGUCAAUGAAC
This is a messenger RNA of Paramuricea clavata, 1635 nucleotides long. The record is from the annotation of a GenBank genome assembly. Lineage: Eukaryota; Metazoa; Cnidaria; Anthozoa; Malacalcyonacea; Plexauridae.